CAUCCCAACCGGCUUCCCCGCCCCAACUGGUGGGAGCUGGCAGUCAGCCCUCCAGCCCCCUUUUCUCUACACGUCCCGGAAGACAGGGGCCAACAUGGAUCUUCCUGCCGACAUCAGCUGAGCCUGGAAGCCUCACCCCUUGGGAGACCAUGGAAAGGGACAGCCGGCAGAAUGCUUCCCCGGCAAGGACGUCUCCAGCCCAGGCGUCUCCAGCCUGGGGGUCCCCAGCCCAUGCGUCCCCGGCCCGGGCAUCACCUUCCAGGUCAUCAUCUGGCAGGUCAUCAUCUGCCGGGUCGCCCUCCACAACAUCCUCUCCGACAAGAGCAUGCCUUUUUAAAGCAACACCAGUGGGGGCUGUACCUGUCCGGGCAUCUCCUGCCAGGUCAGCACCCGCCGCCAGGGCCACUGGGGAGAACCCAGGUAUCAGCUUUCACAAGUUCACCUGGCAGGAGGGCCAGAAACGGCUGCCGCUCAUCGGAUGUAUCCUCCUCCUCAUUGUCCUCGUGGCGUCGCUCAUCCUUCUAUAUGGGGGACGAGAGCCCCAGAGUCCAAGAGGGAUUGCAGUCUACUUCUGGCGGGGCCACACAGGGAUCAAGUACAAGGAGCCAGAAGAGAGCUGCCCCAAGCACUCGGUGCGCUGUGAUGGGGUGGUGGACUGCAAGCUGAAGAGCGACGAGCUGGGCUGUGUGAGGUUCGACUGGGACAAGUCUCUGCUGAAAGUCUACUCUGGGUCCUCCCAUCGGUGGCUUCCCGUCUGCAGCGAUAGCUGGAAUGACUCCUACUCGACGAAGACCUGCCGGCAGCUGGGUUUCGAGAGUGCUUACUGGACAACCGAGGUGGGCCACAGGGAUUUUGCCAGCAGCUUCUCAGUCUCCAAAUACAAUUCCACCAUCCAGGAAAGCCUCUACAGGUCUGAAUGCCCUUCCCAGCGGUAUGUCUCUCUCCAGUGUGCCCACUGUGGACUGAGGGCCAUGACCGGGCGGAUCGUGGGAGGGGCGCUGGCCCCAGAGAGCAAGUGGCCCUGGCAAGUUAGUCUGCACUAUGGCACCACCCACGUUUGUGGGGGAACACUGAUCGACGCCCAGUGGGUGCUCACGGCUGCCCACUGCUUCUUUGUGACCCGGGAGAAGAUCCUGGAGGGCUGGAAGGUGUAUGUGGGCACCAAUAACCUGCACCAGCUGCCUGAGGCAGCCUCUAUCUCCCAGAUCAUCAUCAAUGGCAACUACACAGACGAGCAGGACGACUAUGACAUCGCCCUCAUGCGGCUCUCCAAGCCCCUGACCCUGUCUGCUCAUGUCCACCCUGCCUGCCUCCCCAUGCAUGGACAGACCUUCAGCCUCAACGAGACCUGCUGGAUCACAGGCUUUGGCAAGACCAAGGAGACAGAUGAGAAGACAUCCCCUUUCCUCCGUGAGGUGCAGGUCGGCCUCAUCGACUUCAAGAAGUGCAACGACUACUUGAUCUAUGACAGUUACCUUACCCCGAGGAUGAUGUGUGCUGGGGACCUUCGAGGAGGCAGAGACUCCUGCCAGGGAGACAGCGGGGGGCCCCUGGUCUGCGAGCAGAACAACCGCUGGUACCUGGCGGGAGUCACCAGCUGGGGCACGGGCUGUGGCCAGAGAAACAAACCCGGUGUUUACACCAAAGUGACAGAAGUCCUUCCCUGGAUAUACAGCAAGAUGGAGAAUGAGGUGCGCUUCCGGAAAUCCUAAGCAGCUGUCCUACUCUUCCACUCAGCUCUGGCUGCUGGAAAGACUCUGCCAAAGUGACUGGGCCAUUGGCAACAUCAUCUGGGCUAAAGGCCACCAGACACCUUUGUUACUGCCACCUCCACUGUCUGCUGCUUCUGUGAAUAUGCGUGUGUGUGUGUGUGUGUGUGUGUGUGUGUGCUGCUGUUCUCCCAAGGUCUUAAGAAACCAGGAGAACUGUUAGCUCUUCCCAAAGCCCAGGCUGGAAAUCACCUGGAGAUAACAGUCUGGGCACCACGGAGGUCCCUACAGGAGUGUCCGUGAUGGAUGGAGGAGGCAGAGCCCAGGCAAGGGCCUGAAGCUCACCUGGGAAUUCCUGCUCCUCUGACCUGGACUUGGAAACUAGCCCAGAAUGGGCAGCCACCUGGCAGCCCAGGUGACACCACUGCUGUCCAGGGAUGAUAGCACUUUUCACUGGGGUGCCUGGACUAUCUCUAGCGGGAAGAUGUUCUGUGGGCAUUGCGAGCAUCCCGCUGUCUCUCAGGCCUCCCGCGGGUGCCGUGGAUGUGGAGAGCGGCCGCGCCGCAGCUGUCCGUGCUGCCAGCUGUGACCAGGCCUCACUGUUCUUGUUUGGUCACAGGCUGGUGGGGGCGGAUUUCCUUUUAUUUUAUUUUUAUAUUGAGGAAAUGGAAGUAGAUGUAUUUUUAAAGAUUCUCCAGAAUUCCAGGAGCGAGGAGAACUAGCAUCAAGUCCCACAAGAACUCCAAGGGACUUAUGGAGGUUGCGUCGCUCGAGCGUCCUGCAGAAUGUCCUGGUCUCAAGGGACCAGAUAAAGGGGCCCCUUUGAGAUACUCAGGGAAGUGAAUCCUCACUGGGGCCGGUGGGCAAACUCAAAGAGAACCACCGCUGUUGCUGCAUCCAAGGGUUCCGAGCAGAGCAUGAAGAAGUCUGUGGGCCCCGGAGCCUGGGAAAAUUCAGGCAGACACGCAUCCUCAUACCCAGCGCUGUCCUGGGACCUGGGAGUUUCUUCUCAGCUUCCUCCACCUUCCAAUUUCUCAGUUGUUCUAGAAACAUAGCACUGACGUGAAAACUGCCAUGGAGAGAAAGCUGCCACUGUCCCCAGGCCUUCCAAACAGGCUUUCUGAAGGAUCCGAGUUGCCCUGCUCCUGCAAGCCAUCUGUGUGCCUGGCCUCCAUGCCAGCUGAAGGCCCGGACCUCCCCCAGGGGCAUCCGUUCCUCCCUCAGUACCAUCAUCCUCACCUUCCCUGGGCCUGUCUGAUGAUGCCAUGACUCCCAGAGGCAGGGUCCACGCAGAUCAGCCCAGCCCAGCCCAGGCAGGCAGCUACUCAGUAGGAGAAUUGCCCUGGAGGAGCAGGCUGGAGUUGGCUAGCGUGGCUGGGCAGAGUCUGGGGGGUCUGGCUACAUGUUAUCAAGGCUGGGGGUCGGGGAGGGCAACAUGCAUGUCCACAGCAGCCCCCAGCAACGGUCUUUAGCAAUUAAAGUUGUG
Molecule: messenger RNA, 3195 nt
Organism: Equus quagga
Lineage: Eukaryota; Metazoa; Chordata; Mammalia; Perissodactyla; Equidae
Gene: TMPRSS13
Product: transmembrane serine protease 13
Exons: 14
Coding region: 150-1712 (520 amino acids)
Biological process (GO): proteolysis
Cellular component (GO): membrane
Molecular function (GO): serine-type endopeptidase activity; protein binding
Source: RefSeq, a predicted model, not a curated record